Molecule: messenger RNA, 2987 nt
Organism: Mauremys mutica (yellowpond turtle)
Lineage: Eukaryota; Metazoa; Chordata; Testudines; Geoemydidae
Product: E3 ubiquitin-protein ligase TRIM39-like
Exons: 6
Coding region: 259-1437 (392 amino acids)
Molecular function (GO): zinc ion binding; protein binding
Source: RefSeq, a predicted model, not a curated record
CAAAGUAGCAAAUCGUGAUGGGAAGCGGAUUCUGUGAUCCCACGCGAGGGUGGCGAGCUCUGCGCUGUCUCCUCCUCCUCUGAAUAGCAGCCAGCUCAUCUCCUCUGCUUCUCCCCGCACCACCCGGCCGGGAAGGGGAGAGAGGGGACCCCAUGGCAGCCCCCAGGCCUGGGAGAGGGACAUGAAGAGCCCCAGGGGCUGCCGGAGGAGCAGAGACUAAAAUAAGCAAUCAGCAAAACACUGGUCAGUCCAGCAGCCAUGGCCUCAAGAACUUCAACAGGGAGGGUGCAAGAUGAAGCCAUAUGUCCUAUCUGCCUGGAGUACCUGACGGAGCCUGUGACUCUAGACUGUGGGCACAACUUCUGCCUCGCCUGCAUCACUAAGCACAGUGAGACAUGUACAGAGGGGGACUAUGACCCUUUGUGCUGCCCCAGCUGCAGAGCUCAGAUCCGGAGACAGAAUUUCCAGCUGAACUGGCAGCUGGCAAAUAGAGUAGAGCAAGUUAAACACUUGCAUGUUGAAGCAGAGAGAGAACAGAAAGUGAAUCUGUGCGCAAGACACAAGGAAGAGCUGAAGUUGUUCUGUGAGGAUGACAGAGAAGCCAUUUGUGUGAUCUGCAGAGAGUCCAAGGAACACAGAGCUCACACUGUGGUUCCCAUAGAGGAUUCUGCCCAGGAGGACAAGGAGGACAGCAGCGUCUUGAGCAGGCAUGUGGAGGCGAAGCUUCAGCACCAAGUGGAGAUUUCUGCUGAACUGUCUGACAGCCUCAAUACUUAUAACCAAAGUGAUGCUCUAAUGGAGACUCAGAGGGAAUUCAAAGACAAUCUGACAACUGAAUUAGAGAAAAAAAUAUUUCAAUCUAUGGGACCAGAUGAGAAAGUGAAUGUGACUCUGGAUCCAGACACGGCUCAUCCCCGACUCGUCCUCUCUGAGGAUCAGAAAAGCGUGAGAUGGGGAUUCACACGGCAGAAUCUGCCCAACAAUCUGGAGAGAUUUGACAAUGAUCCCUUUGUGCUGGGUUGUGAGGGAUUCACCUCGGGGAGACAUUGUUGGGAGGUGGAGGUGGGGGAAGCAAGAAGCUGGGUUUUGGGGGUUGCCAGAGAGUCUGUGAGCAGGAAGGGAAGGAUCAGUGUUAGCCCUGAGCAGGGCUUCUGGGCUUUGCGGCGGAGCGGGGCAGGGUGGUUGGUGGCUUACACUUCCCCUGAGGGGACCCACCUCCCUUUUGCUGAUAAACCCAGGAGGAUCCGGGUCUCUCUGGACUACGAACGGGGGCAGGUGACAUUUUUUGAUGUUGAUAAUGAGGCCUUGAUCUUCACUUUCCCACCGGCCUCUUUCUCUGGGGACAAAAUCCGCCCUUUCUUCUCAGUUGGGGAAAGAGGAAUAUACACAUCUUUCUCAUACCUGUGUGGGCCAUCCCAUAUCACAGUGUGUCCCUGAGACAUGGGGGAAAAUACCCCAAUGACUCAAGAAUGUCACGAGGUGGAGGACUCUAGCAGUCUUCAGUGGCAGAAAAUGAGAGAGGUGGAGUCCAUGGAGAGAAGGUGCUGUGGGGAGUGUGAAGGUGGAGUGUGGAGACGGGCAAACCGAUAGAGAAGAUGUUUGGGAGUGGAGAGGUGAAGCUGGCUAAGGAGAUAGGAGGGGAGGGUCAGUUACCCUGCAGAACAAAAUACACAAACCUUAACAUGCAUUGGAGAAGGGGAAACCAAUAUGGAAUAAAUGUAAUUCUCUUGCAAAAAGGAAUGGAAAAUGUUUUAAAGAAGAAAUUAGGAAAGAAAAUCCUUCUUUGAGCCAAUUUUAUCUUCACUGUACUUUGCUUUGUCUGUAUCAUUUCAACAGAUCUUAAUGUUAAAAUAAGUUCUGGCAGUUCAGUUAACACUCUGCCUUUUAGUAGCUGGCAUGUCUGGCUCUGACUGUCACCCACCUCCAUUCAGCAUGGUGCUCUGUCCACUUCUAGCAGUAGCGGGAGAGAUUGAUGAUCCUGCUACAGCCUUAGCUAUCAGAGCUGGAUCUCAUAGCUCAGGCCGUGGUGGCUCAUGCUUUAAGAUCCAGAGAGCACCACUUCCAGCUAACAAUAACUCCCCCCCCCCAACCCCCAGCAAGGCAUGGCAUAAUAUAAACAUAGUGGGCGAAAUUCAGCCAUUGUGAUCAACCUCUUCAGCAUCAUUGCUGCUGGCAAUUGGGGGCACUGGGAGGGGAAUUUGAAUCAAGAUUAAAAAAAAAAUACAAAAAUUCUGGUUUGCUGCAGAGCGCGUCUUUUGUGACCAGUAUGAGAAAAAGAAGCAUGUUCACUUUUUGUCCAAAUGAACUUGAACCUCAAAUAAAAACAAACAUUUGAAAGUCCUGCUGUCCCAUUUGUGAUCUCAGGAAAUGUCAUCAUGAGAAAUACAGGAGAGACGCUAUGUUCUGUGGUAAGGAAUCCAGAAGAGAGACUGAGAUACCAGACAUUAUUUUGGAGGUACAGUGAAACCCCACUAUAACACGAUGUUUGGGGUCCAAAAAAUUCCAUCGCGAUAAAUGCGGUGUCGCUGUAUAGUGGGGUUUCAAGCUGGUCAGUUUAAGUCAGUGGUCCCCAACGCGGUGCAUUGAUGUGCACCGCCUAGUGCCCCUAGUGCCCAGCAGGGGAGAAAAGCCGUGGCCCCGUGUCUGCCGGGGACAGAGAACUCCGAGGCUGUGGACGCCGGUGCUCUCUGUCCCUGGCAGGCACGGGGCCGCGGCUCCUCUCGAAGCCGGAGAGAAGCCGCGGCCCUGCACCUGGCUGCCUGGAUUAGCGUGGCCUCAUAGAAAAGUCCUUCAGAGAACACGUUAAUGUCGAUGCACUCUGUUACAUCUGAAAGUAAAGACACAGUCGUGAGUCAGAUCAGUGGAGACUCUUUUCGUACCAGACAGUCCCAAUGUAAUCAGAGAUAGCUGUGAAACAAUAGAACAGACUCAGUCAUGGUGGUAUGCCCCCAUCAAAGUAUUUUGUUUUUCUGCUGAAAUAGUUCUGU